GUGUCGUUUUCUGUCCCGUCGCGCGUUCGUUCGACGAUCCCCGUCGCCCCUUUUACGCCCUCGCGCGACGCCUCCUCGAUAUCGAUCGCCGCGCGCGCGCGACGAACAAUCUCGAUCACUUUCGCGUCGAACGUUCGCGAGCGGCGAGCGCGCGCGCGUCGCGAUCGCCCGCGCGGCGCGACGUGUGGGAUGAAUGCGCGUCCCACGCGCGUCCCACACGUCCCUCGUCCAGCCUGCGCCGUCGGACCUCGAUGCCGCGAUCGAUCGCGACCAAACUCGAUCGACGCGUCUCUCGAUGGACGAAAGUCGGUUCAUUCGAUCGAUCGAUCGAUCGAUCGAUCGAUCGAUCUACACACGCGUCUCUCGAUCGACGGAAGUGGGUUCAAUCAAUCGAUCGAUCGAUCUACACGUCUGUCGAUCGACGUCGAUCGAUGUUUCGUCGACGCGAGUAGGUUCAAUCGAUCGAUCGAUCUACGCGUGCGUCGAUCGACUUUCUAG
Ostreococcus lucimarinus CCE9901 is the source of this 498-nucleotide messenger RNA. RefSeq lists its product with no specific name. The record is from RefSeq and is a predicted model, not a curated record. The transcript has a single exon. Lineage: Eukaryota; Viridiplantae; Chlorophyta; Mamiellophyceae; Mamiellales; Bathycoccaceae. The annotation marks the transcript as partial.